CCAAUGUUAUGGGAACUGCAAUGUUGAUAAGCAACAUUGUAUUAUUUUUCUGUUUCCCUAUACGAAGAUAUUCCGGCCAAAUCAAAUGAUAAAACGCAUCAUGACGGAUGUAGAUGUAAAAGCUGGCAUUCAACAUAUCUUGAAAAGGGUCGAAGUGGCCUUUGAACAACGGCCCAAGGAACUGAAAGGUGAAAAACCUUUAUUGGUUGCUGUUAGUAAAACCAAGCCAGUGGAAAUGAUCAUCGAUGCCUAUUCUGUGGGUCAACGUCAUUUCGGUGAAAACUAUGUUCAGGAGCUGGUAGAAAAGAGUCAACAUCCUGAUAUUUUAGCUCAGUGUCCCGAUAUAAAAUGGCAUUUUAUUGGCCAUCUGCAGUCAAACAAAAUAAACAAGAUAAUAAAACUACCCAAUAUGCACAUGGUCCAAACAGUGGAUAGUGAAAAAUUGGCCAAUAGUCUAAAUUCAGCUUGGCAAAAAUACGAAAAGGAAAAUAAACAACCUCUCAGUAUACUCAUACAGAUUAAUACAAGUGGAGAGGAAGCCAAAAAUGGCAUAGAACCAGCUGCAGCCCCAAAACUUUAUAAAUUCAUUAAGGAGAAUCUAAAGGAACUUGAUCUAAGGGGUAUUAUGACAAUAGGGGCAUUUGGCCACGACUACUCAAAGGGACCAAAUCCAGAUUUUAUAUCGCUAAUGCAAGUGCACAAACAAAUAUGUGAAGAAAACCAAUUGGAUGAAAAAGAUGUGCAAGUCUCAAUGGGCAUGUCGGAUGAUUUCGAAAGAGCUAUCGACAUGGGCAGCACCAUUGUGCGUGUGGGAAGUUCUAUUUUUGGUUAUCGGGCUAAGAAACCAACUGCUUAAGUCAUCCAUAUAAGCAGGAAAUAGAUCGCUCAAAUAUAUACAUACAAGCAAUCAAAACAUAUCUAUACAUAUUUUUGUAUGUAUAGCCCAAACCCAUUGAUUUGAAAAUGCCAAAUAAUUAUUAUUGUUAUCAUUGUGUUUGUUGAAAAUUUAAUGCGCCUCUAAUUCUAUUUAACUUUCUCCAUUUUCUUUUUGUUUUUUCUUGCGCUUAUUUUGAAAGUAGACGCGAGCUAUUUGGUUUGCUAACACUGCAUAUACUAUGGAUGUCUGUACAUAUAUCUGUACAAAUAUAUCUCAUGUCUAAAAGAA
Molecule: messenger RNA, 1165 nt
Organism: Stomoxys calcitrans (stable fly)
Lineage: Eukaryota; Metazoa; Arthropoda; Insecta; Diptera; Muscidae
Product: pyridoxal phosphate homeostasis protein
Exons: 6
Coding region: 86-856 (256 amino acids)
Cellular component (GO): intracellular anatomical structure
Molecular function (GO): pyridoxal phosphate binding
Source: RefSeq, a predicted model, not a curated record